UAAUAGCCGUUGCUGGUGGAGAAUUAUAUACGCCCCUUUAUAGUGAGAAGACGAUAAAAUCGCCCAUUACCUGCUAUUUAAGAGUGAUUUAAGCUGUCAAUAGAAUCGUUACAUGUGCAUUUCUUUCUUUAAACAUAAUUAUUUUUUGCUUGUAUCCAAAUGGAGUGUGAUCUUAAAUAAAUAAGUAAGUGAUAUAAACUAUUAAAAUAUCGGAUUUUUUUUCAGAAAAAGAAUUACAUAUCCGGUUUUUUGUAUUAAUUUUCAUUGAAAUGGAAAAAUUAUUUUUAUAUUUAUCUGAUGAAGCGACGAAUAUACAUGUACAAGUGUUACAAACAUAUACGAAAUAAUCAAAUCGAGUCAAGUGUCUCAUCCUAAUCGAAGUGUGAAUAUUAUUAUCAGCGAACUAUUUAAAGACGGAAGCUUAUGACUCAUUUGGACUUUACUUGAUUUAUGCAUGAACUAAUUCCAAGAUCCUCAUACAUUAUAUAAUAUUAUCUCUUCUUUUCAGAAUUUAGUUUUAACGUAUAUAAAUAGCUUUGUACAAAAUUAAUUUUCUCAAAAGUUCAUUAAUAAGUUGAUUGAAUUAUCCUUCUUGGUCAUAAUAAAUGUGUUGAUGAUGACUAAAUUUUUUUUACAUUUGUGAAUAGUGAAUUUCACGAAUGUAAAGUCCAAGUUCGGACACAUUUCCAGUCGAGCGUGAGUCGACUGUCAGAUUGUACGCACAGACGUUGGCCCCGUGACUCGCAACGUGGCCCGUCGAUCUAUUCGUGCGUUCCUGCACAUCGUAGCCGCGCUUCUAGAUAUUCCAGAGUUCAUGUCUGCGGCAUUGGUGUUGGUAGCAGUGCGCCGCCGAGUCAGUGUUCAAUGUGUCGUGCGACAAACAACAACGUCGGGACUGGGCGAGCAGCCGUUGUCGUAGCCAUCGCUUCAAUAAGCAAGCAUUGAUACGUCGAAGAAGUAGCACGUACGCUCGCGCGAGGGAACGCGUUAAGUCCGAUCGCGUAACGUCGAGUGUCGUCGCAACGAUAGUGCAUCAUCCUCGUCGUCCGUCCACUCAUCGCCUAACGAUGCAUCGCGCGCAUCACGUCCGCGACGACGGAGCCGCGAUCGACGCGCGUUGUUGGGCGUAGCCGGCGGCAGCGAGAAACGACAGGAGCGUGCGUGUGUGACAAAAACCUGUGGGAACACUGUCACGGUCGCUGCCAUUGCGAGUGAGCGAGCAGGCGGGACCCAUACUCUCGGUGCACCCGUACUCGUGUAAGAGAAUAUAGUGACGCGGGACACAAGCGCGUCGCUCUUCUUCCGUCUCUUUUCAACCCGCGGCCUUCGUUCCCGGCCGCCGCGAUAUUUCCGCGCGCCGUGGCUUAAAAAAUUCAACGGGCCUAGGACGACUAGAAGAACGAACGAGUGAAACGUGCGAGGAAUGUCGUCGUAGCACUGUACAACUCGUGGCCGAGGUCUCGGAUUCUGAGCGCGAGGUGAAGCUCCAGCAUGGCCAGCAGAUGACUGUUAGCCGAGCCGGUGCUCGUACUCGACUCUAAUAUGAGCGAAGUAGUGGCAGUAACGCCGACUGGUGGACCUACGCGCCAGGAAAGCGUGACACACAUCAAGCGCCAUAAGCUGGCCAGCUGUAAUGUUCCUCUCGUGCACGGUCGGCCGAAUCCGUCGAUCAGUCCACGUAGCAGACUGACCACGCAUCAACGAAAUCACAGUUUGGACUUCAGAUCAAUGGGUAUCCUACUACCACCGGUGCCUCAGGCGGCCGCAACGACGUUGACGCACCAUCACAGGAACCGAAGUCUGGAUUCCGCUUUGCAACGGAUUCCAGAGGUGGACGUGACACCGAGCCCGGAAUGUGAGAAUCCUGCCCCUUCAUCAGUCUCUAAGACGACUACGGUAUCGUCGUCGUCGUCGUCGUCGGGGCCAUGCGGGAAGAGCGCUCGCACCGCGCGGGAACGCGAGGAUUUGGCCAGUCUCGGUUCUGACGAUUCCGGCAUCCUCUGCGGUUCCGAUAGUGGCUCAAGUGACGCCACAAAUGCGCCCGCCACCAGAGAAUCCAGCGUAGAUCAUUUGCACAGCCGCGAGAGCCUCGAUUCAUCCGUAUCACAGCCAGGGGACUCGGUAUAUUCGAUCGAUGUGGUAGACGGUAUGGAGAACAGUGCCGGUAUAGUGUCAGUGUCGAUGUCAGUGCCAGUGUCACCCAUAGAACUAUCCACGUGUCUCAGUGAUAAUCCUAUGUCUCCCGUAUCUCCCAAUGAUGAGACCAACGAUCGUAAUUGUCCGCGAUCGUACAAUGACACGAACGUUAUUGGGGAACUUUGCUCGCAAGAAUUGCGAAUAAGUAAUGCGAACGUGCGAGAACGUACGUAUGGUGACGAUUAUCAGCAUCAGGAACGCGCCGAAAUCUAUCAAAGCGCUAUAACACAAGUAACGUCAUCACCGCCGUCCGUAGCUAAUAUGAGCCAGAAUGAGUUGGCCGGAGCGGCCAUGACUCUUUGCUGCGGUACGACUGCGACACAGCAACAGGAAACUGAGACGGUGAAGAAGCAACCAGAUGUUAUCCGUCGACAGCAACAAGAAACGAAACAACCAAAACCAUCAGAAGGCUGUCUGUUGCGACUCUUUGAAAGUCAAAUAUUCGAUAUGUCCAUGGCUAUUUCCUAUCUGUUCAAUUCGAAAGAACCCGGCGUUCAGAGUUAUCUAGGUAACAAGAUGUUCAGUUUUCCGGAUAACGAUGUGGACUUUUACUUACCGCAGUUAGUUGUGAUGUAUAUACAACUUCAUGAUAUAACAGAAGUUCUUUAUCCAUAUCUUGUCCAUAGAUGUAGACAAUCGGCAGAUUUCUCGUUAAAAUGUGCCUGGCUGCUAGAUGCGUACAGUUCCGAUGCUCAUUUACCAUCAAAGAAGAAGUCUCAUGGGACCAAAUUGAAAAAUCUUAUUCUGUCAGAUGAACUCAGGCCAAAGGGAAAUGAGAAUCGAAAGCAGCGUGUAGCUGGAUUGCAAGUUCCUGCACCAUCACCAUUGCCCUUGGCGCAAAAUCUUACGUCGCCAAAUAAAAAAACUCACCAAAGAUCUCAGUCCGACGCUACUGGAUUGUUUCAGACUAUACGCCGUAGUCAUUCCGGUAUAAUAAAUAAAGUAAGUCUUGGGGACCUGAGCUCUGGCCGAGCGUUUGACAAUGGUUGUACCUGCUUUUAUUCCUGCCAAGGUGUGGUGAACGAUUUGCGAGGUCAAAAAACAGAUUGUUUUUGCAAUGCACCUCGACUCGCGCCAGAAUUCGAAUUUAUUCAAGCGUUAAUAUCAAUUGGUAAAUUGCUCGGGACUAUCCCAACAAAGGAAAGUAAAACUGUUCAAUUAGUAGCAGAACUCAACACACUUAAUUUGAAUCUCCCUGCAAGGGUGUGGUUGCCUUUGCAUAGUACAAUACCCCAUCAUAUUGUACGAGUUCCACCACAGUAUGCUGCUGUUCUUAACAGCAAGGACAAGGCACCCUAUAUAAUAUAUGUGGAGGUAUUAGAAGUGGAGGAUUUAUAUACAUCGCCUGUGCCAACAAAAAUAAUGGGCAGUUCAUUGAGGCAUACCAAGUCCGAGGAAAACUUAACGGGCAGCGAGCAAUCCAACAUAUCCACUUCUGAUAGUCAGCAAAAUUUAGCGGUGCGACAGACACCCGUAAAAAAUAUCUCGCCUUACUCCGUUAGGAAUACAGAUGUGACCUUUAAUUUUCCUGACGAUGAUCCUAACGAUUGUUGGAGUCAGGAGGAUGACGAGAUUACGCAGCAGUAUCUACAGCUUCGUAAGCCAAAAGAUCGAGACACCAUAUCGCAAUUGAGUCAAGAAUCGUCCGACAGUAGAGAACCGAUCUUCGUACCGGGCGACAUUAAGAGAAGAUUGAGUGAAAUGGCAGCUACGCCCAGCGCGACUUUUAACCAUGAUCCCGAGGAUCCAUCGGCGGCGGUCCUUAAGGAGCCGUGGGAGCAAAAGCAACGACGCAUAAGAACUUCCAGUCCGUAUGGGCAUUUAGCGUCUUGGAGAUUACUCGCCGUAAUCGUGAAAUGUGGUGAUGAUCUUAGACAGGAACUUCUCGCCUCACAAUUACUUUCGAUGUUGCAAAAAAUUUGGCAGGAAGAACGAGUGCCGCUUUGGGUGCGACCAUACAAAAUACUAUGUUUGUCCAACGACAGUGGUCUGAUUGAACCGAUCCUAAACACCGUCUCGCUCCAUCAAGUGAAGAAGCAGUGCCAAUUAACGCUUUUCCAAUACUUCGAACGAGAGUUCGGCCCUUCUACCUCAAAGACGUUCCGCAUGGCGCAGAGAAACUUUAUUCAGAGUUGCGCUGCGUACUGCCUGGUCAGCUAUCUUAUUCAAGUGAAAGACCGUCACAAUGGCAAUAUUCUGUUGCAUAGCGACGGUCAUCUAAUUCACAUAGAUUUCGGUUUCAUUCUCUCGACUUCGCCAAGAAAUCUGGGUUUCGAGACUAGUCCAUUUAAAUUGACGCCGGAAUUCGUCGAAGUGAUGGGCGGCAAUCAAUCCAAAUUCUUCGAAGAAUUUAAGAGUUUGAUUCUUCAAGGUUUAAUCGCGGCACGGAAGCAUAUGGAGAAAAUAGUCAAUCUUGUUGAGAUCAUGUUAUCGGGUUCUCAACUCCCAUGCUUUCGUAGUGGUGGGGCGGCGACUGUUCAAGGUCUCAAGAAUAGAUUCCAUCUCACGCUAACAGAAGAUCAAUUGCGUCGACAUGUUGAGGAUUUGGUAGAAGGCAGCAUUCAUUCGUGGUCCACUAAACUCUAUGAUCGAUAUCAAUAUUUCGCAAACGGCACUCUUUAAUAUCAAGAUUAAUAAUCCUCUCUGUCUAAUACGUUUUGACUGAAACUAUUUUUUCGUAAGAUUGAAAAAAAGACAUUAAUCUUAUCAUCAACGUGUUGUGGUACUUCUUCCACACAAUUUUUACGUACACUUAAUUGCGGAAUCGAUCAAAUGCUCAAAAUGAGUAUACUGACCAAUAAGUGUACUCUCAAAUCAGUCUGCCGCAUCGGGAAACCUGUUUUGUAUUAUAAUAUCGCGUGAUAACAGAUAAAGAUAAUUAUACAUUGCUGUUUAUUUUAAUUCGCGUUAUAAAUAUCUCCGCAGUUUAAUUUAAUAAAAGCUUUUGCUUAAAUUAUGUUAUACUGUGAAAGACAGCUUCUAUCAUUUCAAUAUGCAAAUAAAGAAUAAUUUCGGUGAAUAUAACGGAUGCACGAACCGACGGGAAAAAAGACAAGACAUUCUUUUUAGGCAUGUGAGCUAAUUUCGAUUGGGCACAGCGCUGUUUUGCAUUCCACAAGCACAAAUGACGCUUAGAGUGGAAAAAUCGCUUUCCUCUUGAAUAUGUAGACAGCCUCGAUGAGGCUAGACAUAUAGAAAAUUCGGAUAGAUCAUUAUUCUUCGAGUUUUACAUUAUUCCUUACUUUCGUGGUGAGUAGAAAUGAUAUAAAAUAUUUUUAGCAAAAUUCAAAUCGAUCUCAUCGGCAUUUGAUAAAUUAAAAAAAAAACCUCAAUUAAAGUAAUGGAAUAUGAAUGUUUUAAGAGAACUUAAAUUGGUUUAGCGAGUAAUGUGAGCGCUUCGUUGAAAUUUAAAAAUAUUUAUCGUCGUUUGAAUUGAGUAAAAUGAAAGAAGGAAUAAUCUCUAUGAGAAUUUUGGUAUCCAGUUGAUUAUAUAUAUCUACUAUAUAUA
This is a messenger RNA of Cataglyphis hispanica, 5704 nucleotides long. RefSeq names its product phosphatidylinositol 4-kinase beta (gene fwd). Bases 1543 to 4818 code for a protein of 1091 amino acids. Gene Ontology annotation, molecular function: 1-phosphatidylinositol 4-kinase activity. Lineage: Eukaryota; Metazoa; Arthropoda; Insecta; Hymenoptera; Formicidae. The record is from RefSeq and is a predicted model, not a curated record. Gene Ontology annotation, cellular component: membrane; cytoplasm. Gene Ontology annotation, biological process: phosphatidylinositol phosphate biosynthetic process; phosphatidylinositol-mediated signaling. The transcript has 12 exons.